AUGGAGAAAAGAGUAGACUCCCACAAUCUUUCACCUGCAACGGAAGAGAAGGAUCUGAGCAAAGAGAUUGAAUUACUCUCUUCCCAGCUUCGUAAAGCAACAAACUGGGAUGGUAGUGAACUUUGCCAAUACCAAGGGUUUUGGUGUCGAUCAGAGUUCCUUCAUGGCAUUAUCCCUUUUCAAAGACAUUUCCAAGCGCAAGACAGUGAUUUAAUAUUGAUCACAUUUCCCAAAUCGGGCACCACCUGGUUAAAAGCCAUCACUUUUACCAUUGUCAAUCGUCCUCGUUAUGCACUAGAAAAUAGUCCCUUGCUCACUACUAGUCCUCAUGUGCUAGUACCUUUCCUUGAAUUUGAUCUUUUUAUGAGAAAUCAACCCCCUAGUCCUAUUUCUGAAGAUCUCCCUACGCCAAGAAUUUUCUCUACACCUACCCCAUAUGCUUCAUUACCAAAUUCUGUUGUGAAUUCUAAUUGUCGCAUCGUUUACAUGUGCAGGAAUCCUUUGGAUCAGUUUAUCUCCCAUUGGAAAUUCUUGAUCCAAAUUCAUCAAGACCAGAGCAAGGAGCUGGUUUCAUUUGAUGAAGCUUUUGAGACGGUUUGUAAUGGAGUUCAAGGCUUUGGCCCUAUAUGGGAACAUGUGUUGGGAUAUUGGAAGGCCAGCAAAGAGCAACCGCACAAGAUAUUGUUCUUAAAAUAUGAAGAUCUAAAAGAGAAUAUCAACUUUCAAGUUAAAAGAAUGGCCGAUUUUUUAGGUUGUCCUUUCACUGAGAAUGAAAAAAGCAAAGGAAUAGUAGAAGAAAUAUCAAAAUUUUGUAGUUUUGAUAACAUGAAAAAUUUAGAGGUGAACAAAACCGGCAUACUUCCUUCUGGCGCUAAAUACAGUGACUUCUAUAGGAAAGGUCAAGUUGGAGAUUGGAAAAAUUAUUUAACACCUUCAAUGUCAAAACGCUUAGAAAAGAGAGAUGUAAAGAGCGUGUAUUGGCAUGACAAGUCCUCGAGGAAGAAGAGGAGAUUUCCAUAA
Pistacia vera is the source of this 1020-nucleotide messenger RNA. Its product is annotated as cytosolic sulfotransferase 5-like. Gene Ontology annotation, cellular component: cytoplasm. Lineage: Eukaryota; Viridiplantae; Streptophyta; Magnoliopsida; Sapindales; Anacardiaceae. Gene Ontology annotation, biological process: sulfation. Bases 1 to 1020 code for a protein of 339 amino acids. The transcript has 2 exons. Gene Ontology annotation, molecular function: sulfotransferase activity. The record is from RefSeq and is a predicted model, not a curated record.